AUGUCGUCUGAUGCACAGGUGGCGCCCAGCCGCAUGACUCUGCAGAUAGCCAAGCAGAAGAAGAAGGGCGCAAAUCAAGGCUACCAGCUCCUCAAGAAGAAGAGUGAUGCUCUUUCUUCCAGAUUCCGCGGCAUGCUGAAAGAAAUUGUGAAGGCAAGGACCAAGUUAUCCAUCGGCGAUACAAUAAAUGAGGCGCACUUCUCGAUGGCCAAGGCCUCGUGGGCAGGGGGCGGCGACCUCCGGGAUCAGCUCAUGGAGCGCAUUAAGCGGCCCGCGGUGUCUGUGACUGCCGCGUAUGAUAAUGUAGCGGGGGUUCGACUGCCGGUCUUUCAGAUCUCCACUGACCCCACCGUGGACAUCCUGAAGAAUAUCAACCUCUCGGCGGGGGGGCAUGUCAUUCUGGCAGCAAGAGACAAAUAUCAAGAGGCUCUCUCAGAGCUCGUCAAACUGGCUUCACUUCAGACGGCCUUUUUUACUCUAGACGAGGAGAUUAAGAUGACCAACAGACGCGUUAAUGCCCUUAACAACGUGGUGCUUCCCAAGCUAGACCGCAAUAUCAACUACAUUACAAAGGAGCUUGACGAGAUGGAAAGAGAAGAGUUCUUUAGACUUAAGAAGAUUCAAGAGAAGAAGAGGCUUGCGAAGGAGGCAGAGCAGAAGGCUCUUGAGGCGGCCGGCCAGGCUAUUCGAACACAAGCAGAGUCAGGCCCGAAUAUGCUAGUAGACGAUGAUGACGAUCUCGUAUUUUAA
Molecule: messenger RNA, 750 nt
Organism: Cyclospora cayetanensis
Lineage: Eukaryota; Apicomplexa; Conoidasida; Eucoccidiorida; Eimeriidae
Product: V-type proton ATPase subunit D
Exons: 9
Coding region: 1-750 (249 amino acids)
Cellular component (GO): vacuolar membrane; proton-transporting V-type ATPase complex
Molecular function (GO): proton-transporting ATPase activity, rotational mechanism
Source: RefSeq, a predicted model, not a curated record